Symbiodinium pilosum is the source of this 621-nucleotide messenger RNA. The record is from the annotation of a GenBank genome assembly. NCBI's taxonomy places the organism in Eukaryota, Dinophyceae, Suessiales, Symbiodiniaceae.
GCAAUUAACGUGCCUGAGAAGGGCCUGAUCAUGGAUCUUUGCUGGAUACAGCUAGUCCUGUCCGGCGUUAAGACAUGGGAGAUACGAUCGACGGACGCCUCCUUCCGGGGCCGCUUUGGCUUGUGCAAGAAAGGUCGCUGCCUUGGCUCAGUGGAACUGGUUGCAGUGCACGAGGUUUCCCGUGACGACCUGGAACAGCAGAGGGACAAGCACCAAGUGCAGGAUCUGUGCGUGUUCGAUUCCAAACCCAGGCUCUUUGCCUGGGAGCUAGCCAGGCCUUGCAAGUUCAUGGAGGCAGUCCAGUACGAUGCAUCACGUGCAGGCCAGCGCUGGAUCAGCCUGCAGAAUACAGUGCUGGCAAAGAAGACUUUGCCUGCCCGAACGGAGGAUGCAUCUCGUUCGUCGUCUGGUUCCGGUCCUAAAGCAGUCUCUCAUGCCAGCUGCGGCAGCAUGCUUCACUGCCUGCGAUGCCUAGAGCGUCGGGAGGCCGCAGGUGAGGGCUUGGAUCAGGACAGCGUGGAAAGCGACCUGCUGUCGGCUGGCCAGGCACUGGACACGGUGCUUGCCCGCCUGCAAGAACCGGACGAGGGCGUGGUAAUGGCUGACGGUGGCGAGGGCUAG